Molecule: messenger RNA, 1094 nt
Organism: Girardinichthys multiradiatus
Lineage: Eukaryota; Metazoa; Chordata; Actinopteri; Cyprinodontiformes; Goodeidae
Product: apolipoprotein A-IV-like
Exons: 4
Coding region: 126-890 (254 amino acids)
Biological process (GO): positive regulation of lipid biosynthetic process; lipoprotein metabolic process; cholesterol efflux
Cellular component (GO): chylomicron; high-density lipoprotein particle; extracellular region
Molecular function (GO): cholesterol binding; phospholipid binding; phosphatidylcholine-sterol O-acyltransferase activator activity
Source: RefSeq, a predicted model, not a curated record
CAGGGCGGCUUCGGCAGGACUUUACCCUCAAACAAAGCUAUAAAAUCCUGGACCGGCCGUCGGUGCAGAACAGACCGACCCGACACUGAAGGAGAAACCAGCUGCCUCUGAAAGUGCAGAGAAACAUGAAGGUCCUCGUGGUUCUGGUUCUUUUCACUGUCUGCAAUGCCAACAUCCUGUGGCAGGAGCCUCCCAAGAGCAACCUGGAUGUGGUGAAGGCAGCUUUCUGGGACUACGUCGCCAAGGCGACGCAGACUGCCGAGGAAUCCCUGAAGCAGAUCCAAGAGUCCGAAUUUGGACAGGAAGUGAAUACGAAGAUCUCCCAGAGCGCAGACACAGUGAACCAGUACAUUGUGUCCCUGCGGACUCAGGCCGCUCCUCUGACCCAGGACUUCGUGACCCGGUUCACCCAGGAGGCAGAGCAGCUGAAGGCUCGUCUGGAGAACGACCUGACGGCUUUGGGCUCCAACAUCAGGCCAUACGGCGAGCAACUGGUGGCCAAGCUCCAGAACCAGGUGGAGGAGCUGAAGAAGGAGGCGGCACCCUACGCUGAGGCCAUGGACCCCGAAGCCCUGAAGGCCCUCCUGCUGCAGAAGAGCCAGGAGCUGAAGGGGCAGCUGGAGACCAGUGUGACCCAGCUGCAGGCCCAGAUGGUCCCCUACACUGAUGAGGUGAGGGAGAAGAUGGAGCAGAGCCUGGAAGAGUUCCAGAGGAACGUGAUUCCCUUAGCUCAGAGCUUUGAGACCCAGGUGGCUCAGAAGACCCAGGAGAUCCAGCAGAGUCUGGUUCCAUACAGAGAGGAACUGAGGGCCAAGCUGGAUGCCAGCACUCAAGACCUGCAGGCUCAGCUGACCGCUCUGUGGGAGUCCUUCACCCAGAACACCCAGUAAAAAAACUCACAACCAGUAUUUAUUCUGACUUCACCAACAGCCCAUGUUAUUUAAUAAAAACUGGACCUUCUGCACUUUAAUGCCUGAAUUAUCUUCCAGGAUCCUCCAACAGUUUGGUUCUGGUCCAGCUUUAUCUUGUAAUAUUCUCCUGUCUUAGUUUAAGUUUAUUUAAAUUUACCAAAAUAAACUCUUUCAUCCACAGAA